This is a messenger RNA of Staurois parvus, 630 nucleotides long. Lineage: Eukaryota; Metazoa; Chordata; Amphibia; Anura; Ranidae. The record is from the annotation of a GenBank genome assembly.
AUGGACAGGUUCAUAAUCAGAAACCCCAAACCGCAUUCCCGGGAGGAGAGUCCAGCUGGGAGAAAGAAAAGGCCCAUGGGCCAGGCCACCCUGUACUCCUUGAAGAGGGUGGUGGUGCUGGAAGAUAUAAAGAGAUGGAAAUGUAUCCUGAUGCUGCCCAGCCAGACUAAAGAGAAUCUUCUGGAAGCCUUAUCACAACUGAAGAAGAAAAUUCCCUCAGAGGAAGUCAUACGAACAACAAAAAUCGGUGAGGCAGUGGAGGGCCUGCAGACACACUCUGAUAAUGAAGUAUCAGAAUUAGCUAAAGAAGUUUAUUCACAAUGGGAAACAUUUUUAAGAGAAAACCGCUGCAAACCCACCAUAGAAGUUAGAAGUGAUGCUGCUACAGAGAAACUACGUAACAAUGCAAGGCGAAUGUUGUGUGAAGUCCUAGAAAAGGAGGUUGGUGACUCUUUGGCUGAGUGUAUCGAACGUGAAGUCUUCCACCAAAGUUCCCGGCUGAUCAAUGUUCACUACCGAAGGACGGUGCGUGCCCUGGUGUUUGCUUUCAAACACAGGCCAGAGAUAAGAUCACAAGUGAAGGAUGGACACUUACCUGUCAAUAAGUUAGUGCAGACUCAUAAGAAGUGA